GAUUUAUCAAUGUCAAUUCUCGAUUAGCCGUUUCUUUUUUCUCGUUGCACCCCUUAUUUUCUAUCUCGGCGCUAUGGAUUUAAUGUUGUUUUAAUGGUCUAGCAGCUGUAUCUUCCGUCAAAUUUUACCUUUUCGCUCCUGAGAACAAGGAAACGGAGUCCGAUCAGCGAAAUAUAUUGCGGAUGUUCAAAAGCACCUGACCUGUCCUUUGUGCCGUUAUUUGUGUGAUACCCAAUUCCCAGACACAAAUUAGUAGUUUUCUGCUUUCGAAGUUAUUUGGUGCUCUCGGGGACACCAAGAAACUACCAUGGCAACUCCAUCUUCCAAGCCAAACCCAGGAGCGACUCCGACACAUCUUACUUCGUCGCCACGUCCUUCAGGUUCAAUGUCCAAGCCUAUCGCCCAUAAGUCACCAUCAGCGAGGACUCCAUCGGCUUCAGGGCCUGCUCAUCCCCACCAGCCGAGCACUUCGUCACAUCAAUAUGCUACGCCUCUCGCUGCAACUACAGGGAUUGACGAUGCCGUUACGUUUAGCUCACCAUCAGCGCUUCUAGCGCUCGGUGGUUUCAGUGGAAUUAGUCCGUCUCCAGCAGGUCAUGAUGGCUUGGUUGGUACUGGCAUGAAUGACAACGACAUCCAGGCAUUGGGGAUGCAAGGGCUGAAACUUGGCACUGCACGCGAUAGUGAAGAGGAACGCAGAAGACACAUAGAAGAUGUUGUUCAUCUGCUGCGUACUCGAGUUGCAGGUAGAGGGGUGAGCAGAGAGGGAAUCGAACGGUUAGCCCAACUUGAAGGCUUCGAGUCAAUCUGGCAGGAGGAUAACAUCAAUAUUGCUGGUAACUUUGUCGACCUUGAAAUUGAAUUUUAUCCGGGACAGAAUGCGGUAAAGGAUGUCAGUUUGAGUUAUGCGACCCCAGAAGCCACGGACGGGGAGCGACGAGAGGAGGCUACGGCUGUUCUAAAACGCCAUCUUAUACAACCCCCCGAUGAAGGUGACAGAGGGGUUUGGAAACCUCUGGCUGGGUUUUGCGAGAAUCUUCAAUGGCUUGCCAAGCUUGAUAGACUCAGUCAAGAAGUCAACUGCUUCGAAGCGAUCGAGGGUCUUUUCGAGAGCUUAAAACGAGUAUGGGACGAGGAAAGCAAAAAACCGAAAUUUGCUGGAUCUUAUGAGCAUCUCUGCAGUGGGUGGAUUGGCCGGCCAUGCAUACACAAAGGAAGCCGGAUUGGAUUCGGGCUGGAUUAUUGGGUACAACAAGCCCGGGCUUUAGAUACAAAGCAAAAGAAAGUAUCCCCUGAUUCCAUGGUAGUUGAUCAGCCGUCUGAUCAAUUAUCUGAAGAGGAAAUGGGGAUUCAGCAAAAGACUUGGAGUGUUAUGAUUGAAUGUGAAGAAGGCUACCCGCCACUUCGCGUAUCCAAAGACUGGGUGGGCUCCGAGAUAUUCACACCUAUUAAUUCCAACGAGAUAUCUUCAUCAAACGAACCCGCGAAUCCAGACGCUACGAUGGUCAAUUGGUCCGAUCCACCACAGACUUCGAGUUCAAUGAACCAAGGGCAUUCAGAUGCGAUGGCUAUCGACUCGGAUAUGAUGGGAUCCUCUGCGCCCAACCGUCGAUUCGUCGCUAAAAUAGAGCCCCCUCUUGAUGUUCCUAUCCUGGCGGCUUCGGAUAUCUACAGAAACCUAGGCUUACAAUUGCCCCAAGAAUUCAAGAUGGUCACAUACGAUGGGUUGUUAGUUCCAGGGUGGUCACCUUUGUCAGCGGGAGAUACGAUUGGCAUUGGCCCUGGCGACUCGCCUCAAAUUGACCGAAGGAAACGCAGAAUGCCUGUGCAGGCAUUUGAUCAAGAAGGCAAGCAGUGUACGAAACAGCACAGCUACACUUUCCAAGCGUUUGAGUCGGUUGCUGGCCGGACAAUGCGUGAUAUCCCAUUCUCACACCCGCGACAGCUUGCAGAUAUUCUUCCGGUAUGUGCAUUGUUAUAUCCUUGGCCAUUGAAUGAUUUCUCACAAAUAUUAUGUUGAUGCUUUAUAGAUCCUGCGACAGUAUGCUCUACUAGCGAGCAUGAUCCGCAAAAUCUUUAACCCAUCUACCAAG
Aspergillus wentii DTO 134E9 is the source of this 2093-nucleotide messenger RNA. RefSeq names its product RNA polymerase II mediator complex middle subunit MED1. Gene Ontology annotation, molecular function: transcription coregulator activity. Gene Ontology annotation, biological process: regulation of transcription by RNA polymerase II. Gene Ontology annotation, cellular component: mediator complex. The record is from RefSeq and is a predicted model, not a curated record. The coding region runs from base 308 to 2020 and encodes 570 amino acids. The transcript has a single exon. Lineage: Eukaryota; Fungi; Ascomycota; Eurotiomycetes; Eurotiales; Aspergillaceae.